AUGAAGAAGGCACUUGAAGAUUCUAGUGAUCUAGUACAGAAGAGAAGGAAUGUACGUGCCUCUGCUUUGGCUGUAUGGAAGUCAAAUAACAUUCUCAGAAAGGAACACAAUUAUUUCAUGGGGCUUCAGUAACAGGGUUGUGUGUUGAUAUAUCUGAAAUGUUUGAGAGGGCUACACCUUUGCAAAACCCAAUUUAGCUGUACUACAGGAAGCUGUUUCAAGUCCUAGGAUUUUACAAUCUCCUGCUCCAAGCACAGAGGCUGGCAAUUUGCAGAUUCCUGCUGCUGGAACUGCAACUGCAACUGCAACUGAAGCUAGCCCAGAGCAUAUGGUUGGUAGACCUCAAGUUGCAGUGCCUGAAAUUGACAGGGAAACUGAAUAUCUUCAAGAUGACCAAGGCAGUGCUUACAACAAUAUUUUACAUGAUUUUGAGCCCUCCCCAUCUAGGCCAAUGUGUUCUGCAAGGGAUGAUUCAUAUCCACUAUCAAUUAACAGUUUAAGAUCAGAGACAAUACCUCGGUUACUUCCAACACCAGAUGCUGCAGCAUCCACUGGAACUCAUGGAUCUGAGUUUGAAACACCAAGGACAUUCUUGGAUGAGGGACUGGUUCUGGGAAGCACAGGUCUUUCAGAAAUUCCUGAGAUGCUGUGUUCUGCAGAAGCAAAUAGUUCCAAGCAAGUCAAGGACUAGAUUCCUUGUCUGUGAGAACCAGAGCAGUGGCUCACUAUUUGAAGAAGCAGUCACCUAUCACUGCUAUCUCAGAAAACUCAUCUGGAGAUCUCAGUUUGAAUAAGAUCUUAGAAGGAAAAACAAGAAAAUUAUGUGCUUGAAUUUUUUAUGAGACAUUGGUUUUGAAGAGUUAUGGACUUAUUGACAUACAACAAGAAAAAGCUUAUGAAGAUAUCACUUUGAAGUUGACUGCAACUCUAUAAUGAAGUUAACUACAAGUUGCUAACAGGAACGAGAAAGGAGCUUUUGGUUGGCAGAAAUGCAAAUAUUUUGAUCAGAGAGUCACCCUUGUGAACCCCAACUUGUACUCUGCUAGAUCUCUUGUUGAUUAUCCCUGUCCUCCUACCCCUGUCCACUUCUUGCAGCAGCUCCCUCAUGUUGGUGGGGUUGGCCCGGAAGCAGUUAAAGGGAUUCCUAUUCCAGUGCACACAAAGGGAUAGAAACAAAGACAAAAGCCUUAUCAAUAUAAGAAAUCGGAAAGUAAGCUGACCUUGUUUCAUCUAGUCUUCUAGAUGGUUGUGCAUGUUUAUUGUCACUGCUAACUGCUUUCUGGUUUCAUUCUAGCUGUAUGGAGCAUUCAUCUUAUGAGAAAAUGUUUUGGCUUGUUUGGCCUGUUCUUUUUGGGAAAUCCCAUGGAACUGUGAGUUUACAGUGGAUGCAGUGAUUUCUUUUAUUUCUGCUCUUUCUUGUGUUUUGUAAUGCAGGUCAGAAUAACAAAUGGGACUUCUUCUCUUUAUGCACUUUGCGGCUCAUGGUUUAGAAAUAGUUUUCCUGAGGAAAGCCAGCCACAAUAUGGAGAUAUUGCAAAAUCUCUCCCACAACCUUUACCUAUGCCAGUGACAGAUAACCUGCCAAACAAAAGGGAAGGAGUAGAACAGGAAGAGGGGGUUGGUUUUCCUAGUUUUGCUGUUCUUAUACGUGUGAAGUUGUUCUAGGUUUCUUCUGCUGGAUUUCAAUUUUGUCAGCUUUUAUUUUUUGCUUGAAUACUACACGGAAAAUAGGCAGAACCCUCAAAUUGCCUCUUAAAAAGGAUGGGUGGGUAUGGAUCCACCCUCACAAAAAUGAAGGGACAUUUGGUCCCCAAAAAUUAUCGACUGAUCUAAAUCACUAAUUAUUUAAUUGCUGACGUCAUCACUGUCAUGAUCUCCGUUUAGCUCGUGCCAACGUGUCAUUUUUUUACGCGUUGGAAGCUGAUGUGUACCAAUCUCACUCUUUUUUAAACACUGUGUCACCUUUUAUUCCCCUUUUUUUGUCAUGGACCCCAUUUAGCCCUAAAAAGGAAGAAGGAAAACCUAAGUCUUUGCUCAGAUUUGUGGCAAAAAAUCAAAGACUCAUUUCUCAAAGAAAUCUUUGGAUUGAAUUCACUUUUGAGUACGGGACGAGAGUUGGUUCAACUAUUUCUGGCGAAUCUCAAGAAAAUACUGAAGCUUUUAGGGCCUUUGCACACUCAGUGUUGCAGUUGGUGGUGGAGUUCAAGGUGAAGGACAUAGUAAAAGUAAGCCUUUGCAGUUGCUUUCUCUUAGAAAAUGUUUGUUUAUAAAGUUUUCUAGUUUGU
Rubroshorea leprosula is the source of this 2285-nucleotide messenger RNA. NCBI's taxonomy places the organism in Eukaryota, Viridiplantae, Streptophyta, Magnoliopsida, Malvales, Dipterocarpaceae. The record is from the annotation of a GenBank genome assembly.